CUUAAGUUGAUAGUAAUAUGGGGAAAUGGUCUGGGGUUGUAGUACUGUUGGUUUUGAGUUUGUUUUUGCGGGUUAGAGGUGCUCCCCAAGUUCCUUGUUACUUUAUCUUCGGGGAUUCAUUGGUGGAUAAUGGGAAUAAUAAUCAACUCUCGUCACUGGCUAGGGCUAAUUACUUGCCUUAUGGGAUUGACUUCCCUAAUGGACCGACUGGAAGGUUUUCUAAUGGUAAAACUACCGUCGAUGUCAUAGCUCAACUUUUGGGCUUUGACAAUUACAUCCCUCCUUACUCCACUGCUAGCGGUCGACAAAUACUCGGAGGAGUUAACUAUGCAUCGGCGGCUGCCGGAAUCAGAGAAGAAACCGGACAGCAACUGGGAGCUCGGAUCAGUUUCAGCGGCCAAGUUAAAAAUUACCAACAAACAAUAUCACAGGUGGUAAACUUGUUAGGGGAUGAAACCACAGCAGCAAACUAUUUAAGCAAAUGUAUUUACUCAAUCGGACUCGGUAGCAACGAUUACCUUAACAACUAUUUCAUGCCCCUUUUUUACUCAAGCAGCAGGCAAUAUACCCCAGAGCAAUUUGCUGAUGUUCUUAUUCAAGAAUACACUCAGCAGCUUCAGGCUUUGUAUAACUACGGGGCAAGGAAGUUUGUGUUGAUUGGGGUGGGUCAGAUCGGUUGCAGUCCCAAUGAAUUGGCUCAAAACAGUCCAGACGGUAAAACUUGCGUGGAGAGAAUCAAUGCUGCAAACCGGAUUUUCAAUGACAGGCUUAAAGGUCUCGUUGAUCAAUUCAACAACGCCGAUUCCGACGCCAAGUUCAUCUACAUCAAUGCUUAUGGAAUUUUCCAAGACAUAACAAGCAAUCCUUCGGCUUACGGUUUUAAGGUAACAAAUGCAGGGUGUUGUGGAGUGGGGAGGAACAAUGGGCAAAUUACCUGCUUGCCAGCCCAAACUCCAUGCCCAAAUAGGAAUGAGUACUUGUUUUGGGAUGCUUUUCAUCCAACUGAGGCUGCAAAUGUGAUCAUUGGGAGGAGAUCUUACACUGCUCAGUCUUCAUCCGAUGCUUACCCCAUCGAUAUCCGCCGUCUUGCUCAGCUCUGAAGAUGGAGACAUAGGCUUUGGAUGUGAGAGAAGAAUAAGUGAUAAAAUAUUAGAUUAUUCAUAUGAUUCAGAUUACUUUUCUGUAGUUUCCAUAAUCUUGUUACGAUCAUUUUUCUAAGGGAUUUGUCAUUUGAUAAGUUAUUUCAAGCAUCGGAGUUGUAAUGUAUCAUCAGUUAUAAUGCUAUUGAAACAUUAAAUUAAUACUAGUAUUUUUGCUCUAA
This is a messenger RNA of Hibiscus syriacus, 1321 nucleotides long. RefSeq names its product GDSL esterase/lipase At1g29670-like. Gene Ontology annotation, molecular function: hydrolase activity, acting on ester bonds. The coding region runs from base 18 to 1100 and encodes 360 amino acids. The transcript has 5 exons. Lineage: Eukaryota; Viridiplantae; Streptophyta; Magnoliopsida; Malvales; Malvaceae. The record is from RefSeq and is a predicted model, not a curated record.